ACAACAACGCAUUGAUCCCCUCCCCACCACCACAACAAUAAAAGAGAGACGGGUUUUAUUAUUACAAAACCGUCAAACAAACUCGUCAAAACGUCCAUAAAUCGCGGUAUUUAAAGAAACGCCGCGGAGUGCCAUGCUCUCGGAUGCAGACUAUUCUGGGAAUGCCUCUGGUGCCCGGAGAGCCAAGAAGAGGAGCUCCGGGGAGUCACCGGGGGACGGACAGACCCUGCGCUCCUCAGGAAGGCAAAUUAAUGUCCGUGUGAAGCGAACCAACAACCCUCCACCUGGACAGAGCAAAAGAAAAGCUACAGACACAGAGGAGGAAGAUGACCAGUGCGAGAAGAAGUACCGGAAGUGUGAGAAGGCUGGAUGUUCUGCUACGUACCCUGUUUGUUUCGCAAGUGCAUCUGAAAGGUGUGCUAAAAACGGUUACACAUCUCGCUGGUACCAUCUGUCAUGUGGCGAGCAUUUUUGCAACGAGUGUUUUGAUCACUACUACAGAAGUCACAAAGACGGCUAUGAGACUUUUGCUGCGUGGAAGAAGGUGUGGACUAGUAAUGGAAAAAGUGAGCCCAGUCUCAAAGCGUUCAUGGCAGAUCAACAGCUGCCUUUCUGGGUUCAAUGUACCAAACCGGACUGUAGGAAGUGGCGUCAGCUGACGAAGGAAAUCCAACUUACUGCUUCCCUAGCAGCAACAUAUCGCUGUGGAAUGAAGUUCAGUAACAUCAAGAGUGAGGGACCAGACCAGUGCUCCCAACCAGAGGACUUGAGAGUGGCUGAGGUAACUGACAGCUGGUGGCAUUCGAUGCUGAUUUUGCCGCCGUUGUUUAAAGAAAGCCCGGCCAGCCCUUUCCUCGCUGCUUACUAUCCUGACUGCGUUGGAAUGAGUCCAUCAGGCUCUCCCAGCAACGUGUCUCUAACUGAUCUGAGGGCAGAUCACUGCAGAGCCGUCCAGCCACAAAUUCCAGGUCUGUGUCCGUACUUUCAGCCCUUUUACCAGCCUAAUGAGUGUGGCAAGGCACUGUGUGUGAGACCGGAUAUGAUGGAGCUAGAUGAGCUUUACGAGUUUCCAGAAUUUUCCCGUGAUCCCACCAUGUAUCUGGCUCUGCGCAACCUUAUCCUGGCCUCGUGGCACAAGAACUGCAAGGAGGUGCUGACGUCUCAGAAGUGUGCACAGCACAUCAUUGUCCGGGGAUUGGUGCGUGUGCGCUGUGUGCAGGAGAUGGACCGGGUGCUCCACUUCAUGACCAGGAAGGGUCUGAUCAACACAGGUGUGCUGGCUGUCAAACGUCCUCUGCUCCCUGAAAGAUAUCGCUCUAAGAACGUUGUCAUCAUUGGUGCCGGAGCUGCAGGGCUGGCUGCUGCACGGCAGUUGCAAAACUUUGGCACUCAGGUGGUGGUGCUUGAGGCGAGGGAGAGAAUUGGAGGUCGUGUGUGGGAUGACACCUCUCUGGGCGUCACUGUAGGUCGAGGAGCUCAGAUUGUAAAUGGCUGCAUAAACAACCCCAUCGCUCUGAUGUGUGAACAGAUGGGAAUCAAGAUGCAUAAAUUGGGAGAGCGGUGUGACUUAUUUCAGGAGGGAGGACAGGUCACUGAUCCGGCCAUCGACAAGCGCAUGGACUUCCAUUUCAACGCCAUCCUGGAUGUGGUGUCAGAAUGGAGGAAGGACAAAUCCCAGAACCAGGACACACCGCUCGGAGAAAAGGUCCAAGAAGUUAAAAAGAACUUUCUUCAGGAGUCUGGGAUCCAGUUCAGUGAGCUGGAGGAGAAAGUACUUCAGUUUCAUCUCAGCAACCUGGAGUACGCCUGCGGAAGCACGCUAGACCAGGUAUCUGCCAGAUCCUGGGACCACAAUGAAUUUUUUGCCCAGUUCUCAGGAGACCACACUUUACUCACCAAGGGCUACUGUUCUAUACUCCACAAACUGGCCGAGGGCCUCGACAUCCGCACAAAGUGUCAGGUUAAGACCAUUGACUACUCAGGUGACGUUAUCAAAGUUACUUCCUCCAAUGGUUCCCAGUGGACAGCGCAAAAGGUUCUUGUUACUGUCCCGUUGACUCUACUUCAGAAGAACUUAAUUCAGUUCAACCCCCCACUUCCUGAGAGGAAACUGAAAGCGAUUCACAGUCUAGGAACAGGCAUCAUAGAAAAGAUCGCUCUUCAGUUCCCCUCCAGAUUCUGGGACAACAAAAUCCAAGGGGCGGACUAUUUUGGCCACAUCCCGCCGGCUCCUGACAAGCGAGGCAUGUUCAGUGUCUUCUAUGACAUGAAUCCACAGGGAAAGCAGGCUGUCCUAAUGUCUGUUAUCACUGGUGAUGCCGUUCCUUCUCUCCGGGACAUGGAGGACAAGGAUGUGGUAGACGAGUGCAUGAAUGUCCUGCGUGAGCUCUUCAAAGAACAGGAGGUCCCAGAGCCACUUCAUUCUUUUGUUACACAUUGGAGCAAAGACAUGUGGUCCCAGAUGUCCUACAGCUUUGUGAAAACAGGAGGCAGCGGAGAGGCCUACGACAUCCUCGCUGAAGACGUGCAGGGAAAAGUGUUCUUUGCUGGCGAGGCCACCAACAGACACUUCCCUCAGACUGUGACUGGAGCCUACCUAAGCGGAGUCAGAGAGGCCAGCAAGAUGGCUGCUAUGUAAACUCUUACAGUCCCAGAGCACUCAAAAACACCAGCAUGGACACACACGGGUUGCACAGAGCAAUGCAUCAUGCAUUCAUGAACCCGGGCUGUGACUCCAUAAUGGCUCCACUUGACAUGAUGUUUCACUGAACUGUAAUGUGUCUGAUCAGCAAGAUGCCAUUACUUGCUUUCUAAUAGUGGGGUCAAGAAGGGCUCUCCAGGGCCUGGCUCUAAAUAUUUCAUACAAGAUAAGUUAAACACUUUAUAUUUAAAUCAAAAAUCCAAUGUUCUUUGUUGGUGACAAGAUGCAAAAAAAACAAAAUGUAGCAAGACAUGAAUAAUGGAUAUUACCUGUGCAGCUCUGCCUGGGUCGGCUGUGCUGGAAAGCAGGAUGUUGUUAAAUUUGUUUAAUGAAUGAUGUACUUAGCACUUCUGUGAUGGUCAGAAACACUUCAUUUUGAGAAAAUAUGGUGCAUGAAACAUUGGUAAAUCGUCUAAUCGUGAACUCAGUUGCAUAUGAUUUAAUCUCCAAGGAACUCUUAAGAGAUUAUAUUGCAGUGAUAUUUAAAACAUUUUCUUUGUAGAGUUACCUACCGAUGUUUUUUACAACUGUAAUGAUUUUGUAUUGUUCUAUAUGUGAUUAAUGCGUUGGUACAACUGGUGACAUAAUAUGCAGGAAAGGUUAGAUAUGUUUGAGUAUUUCUGUGAUUUAGCACUUUUGAUUUAGAGCGGUUAUUUGAUUUAAGACGGCAAAAAAAAAAAAGAAUAGUUGAUGUGCGUGAGAAGUUGAAUUCCCCGCAGGACUGAGUGUGAUGAGAAGACACCAAGUUGCCCCCCUUACUUUCUCAGGGAUGUGAUCAGGACAACAGAAAAUUAUGUCAUUGGACAAUGCUGAGGAUGGUUAGAAACCAAAUAACAGCCAACCAACCAAAGGAGGAGAAAAAAACCUCCAUAUUUGUCUUGUAGUAGUUCCUGAGUAAUUCUGUAAGUUCCUGAGGUUUGGGGUUGGGGAACAGCACAACAAUGUCCUCACUUUCUUCACUUUAUGUUGACUAAUGAAGCUUUAUAUGUGUAGGUCCUCAUAUUUCUGUUAGUACAGGUAGAUGAUCAUGUCUUGUUAGUCAGACAUUACAGUGCUUGAGUAUUUAUCAUGUGUGUAAUAAAACUGAGCUGUCAACUGCCAUAA
Messenger RNA from Scomber japonicus (chub mackerel), 3805 nucleotides. Its product is annotated as lysine-specific histone demethylase 2. The transcript has 21 exons. NCBI's taxonomy places the organism in Eukaryota, Metazoa, Chordata, Actinopteri, Scombriformes, Scombridae. The coding region runs from base 134 to 2638 and encodes 834 amino acids. The record is from RefSeq and is a predicted model, not a curated record. Gene Ontology annotation, molecular function: zinc ion binding; oxidoreductase activity; protein binding.